AUGGAGAAUGAUGUCUCGAGUGCACCAGAAUCCGACCAGAAAAAAGACCUCAGAUCGGCACCAGCCUGGUCUCCAUCCGAAGGCAGCUCCCAUCAGCAGUCCCCGUUGCUCUACUCUGCGGCUCCUCCAGCCUGGCAGGGCACAACCACCAGCGAGACUAGUCUUCUGAACCCCGAUCAAGAACCCGAUAAAGCGAUCCCAGCUAUCGAAUCUCACUGUCCCUCAACUUGGUCGAAUAUUCUCAGGAGCAGAUGGCUAAUGGUCGCAUGUCUCGUCUUCGGCAUCGCAGCAGCUGUUGGCCACGACACCCUCAACAAGUGCCUUUCGGGCAAAGAAGCAAAGAAUCAAAUCUGGUGGCUUCGGCUCGGGCAGUCUCUCGCUUUUAUCUCAAAAGCCAACUCUGCUAUUGCGGUCUCUCUGGCUUACCAACAAAUUGCCUGGACGUCUGUCGCGCAUCGGAGCUUCUCCGUGCAUGCAGUUGACUCGCUCUUUGGUGCGGCACACAACGCCAUUGAACUCCUCAACACUGAGGCUUGGAAGAAAUCAUGGUUUGCAAUGCUUCUCGCUCUUUACAUGUGGAUAUCGCCACUCGUGGUGAUCCUCACCUCGGCGACUCUAAACGUCGACAGUCAAGUGGAUAGGACAUGCUAUAAUGUCCGGACCCUCAACUUCGACCACGAGGCGAAGAAGAAGUGGACGCACCUGAGAAAGGCAGAAGGCGAUGAGAUACUGCAAGGUGGCAGAAUAUCAUGGUACAACGAUACAUUGCCAGAUGAGGAUGGUCCUGAUGUCUUUGACUUUUGGAUCAGCCCAAGUGCUUUCCUCGAAGAGAUUGCAUCCAGAGUUCUGACAGGGGGACAGGCACUGCAGCGAGACGAAGUUACUGAUGAAAUCUGUGGGGAAGGGUAUGAUUGCUCAACGGUGAUCUACUUCACUGGCCCAGGUUACAAGUGUGAAAGACUCGCCAACGGCACCAACUCGAUGGUCAAACAGUUUAACGGCAUGGAUGCCCCGUUCAACAUGAGCAGGAUGAUUCCUGAGGGAUGGAAUACUUACAAUUGUGUCGCCGACAUUGGAGACUACUCUGAACUCCAGAUCGAGCACGAGAAAUAUUUCAACAGACCUUUGCAGACCCUUCCAUUCCCCAAGAAUCUCGGCGCUUUCAGAACAGAGCCAAUCAUAUGGCUAGGCUACGUCACCGUCGACGACGUCCUGGUCAGACACGCCGAAAACAGCAGCCAAAAAGGAUGGGACACGGAUUUUACACCCAUCAUUUCGGCUUGCGAGCACUGGGAGAUCAAUUACACAGUCAACCUGACAUACACGCGGGGCUUCCAGUCGUACAACGUUACGAAUCGGGAGUAUCUGCACAAGGUCAUCAAUACGACAUACGUGGAUGACUCAGCUGACGACGGGACGUUGGACAAGAUUGUCGCGGAACCACAAGAGAACUACGUAUAUCCUAAAGACUGGAAGGCUUAUCAACGCAUUGCAGCGUUUCACUCGCUGGGGCUGAAAUUACGACAAUUGCUGCACGGAGGCUUGUCGCUUCCCGAUAAAGGGAAGAGUACCGAGAUCAUGACGUCGAAGUUGGUCGGACGGCAUGAGUUUCUGCCUGUCCCUAAUUUUGAGAACCAAAUACAGAGGUUGUACGAGAAUUUGAUAAUUUCGUUGUUAUCGGAUACACAGUUACUUAUGGUGUCGUGGGCAGCGAAUCCGGAUGAACCAUCUGGAACACGGCCUAUGAGGAAUGGGACAGAAUAUCCCUGCAUCAGAAGAACAACAGCUGGGUUCUUCUUUUAUCGGAGACAUAUUCUUGUCAGUGUGUAUGCUGUUUCGUUUGUCAUUGUAGCUAUUGGCGUGGCGUACGGGAUGAAAGCUAUGAGGCAGGAUGGAGUCGAAGAGUUGCGGGAGGUUACAUUUUCGUCAAUUGCAGUCGCAACUAAGAGCGUGAGCUUGAAGAAUAAUAGGAGAGAUCAUAAGAUCAGAGCGUGGCUGGUUGAGGACGAGCAUGAGGGUAGAGUGUAUGAGUUCAGGAAUGAGGAAGACACAGAACGUAAGAGGAGUGCUGGAGCCAUGGGGAGUGUCUGA
Messenger RNA from Fusarium musae, 2091 nucleotides. RefSeq lists its product as uncharacterized. The transcript has a single exon. The coding region runs from base 1 to 2091 and encodes 696 amino acids. The record is from RefSeq and is a predicted model, not a curated record. NCBI's taxonomy places the organism in Eukaryota, Fungi, Ascomycota, Sordariomycetes, Hypocreales, Nectriaceae.